AUGUUUUUUGACACACUCGCCGAAAAACGCGGCGAGAUCCUCGUGCGGGCGAUCCACGAUUCAAACCCACAACUAUGCGCCUUGGUCCUGCGCGACGGCGCCAACACCGCGCUCCAAAUAGAAGGCACACCAGGCAAGACACCACUCAUGCUGGCCGCCGAACUCCGGCGGACAGAAAUCGUCCGCCUCCUUCUAGCCCACAGCGGCAUCAAUCCAGACAUUCGAGACAACAAUAACCGGAGCCCGCUCUCACACGCGGUAUUCCACGAAAACGCAGAGAUCGUGGAACUCCUUCUCGCAAUACCACAAGUAGAUCCCACCUCAUGCGACAUCAAAGGCCGAUCUCCCCUCCUGCUGGCUGCCAUGUGCGGCCGAAUGGGUUGGCCCUCGCAUGCCUACAAAAAGAUCGUGCGCAUGUUGCUGGCAACAGGCAAGUACAAUGCGCACAUCAAUCGCGGCAGCCACGACGGGACAACACCUCUCCAUGCAGCAGCGAAGAUCGGACACACCGAGGCCGUGGAGAUGUUACUUGCCGUACCGGACGUGGACGUCGACUGUCGCGACAACCUGAACCAGUCGCCGCUGCUGCUUGCCAUGUCGGCGCCACAUAAAGCAAUGGACAGCACAUUCCUGGACCUGGUGCGGAGCGGCCGCGUGGACGGCAGCGUGGUAGGUCCGCGCGGCCAGACGCCACUCCACGCAGCGGCGUUGCAUGAUCGUCUCCAUGUUGUGCGUGGGCUGCUUGAUCAGGGUGUUGAGCCCGAUCCGCUUGAUGACGCCCUCUGCACGCCGCUUAUGCUUGCUGUUGAGGGGCUUCCGCAGUAUGGGGGCUGUCUGGCUGCUCGCUCUGUCCGGACGGUUUGGGAAGAUGGAGUUAUGGUGGGGUGUGACCCCGGCGAGGGGGUGGUUGAGAUGCUGCUUGCUACGCCCCGGGGCGGGUGCAGAUGCAUCGCCGGAAUGCGGACGGGGACAGCCCGUUGA
Messenger RNA from Aspergillus mulundensis, 981 nucleotides. Its product is annotated as ankyrin repeat domain-containing protein. The record is from RefSeq and is a predicted model, not a curated record. Lineage: Eukaryota; Fungi; Ascomycota; Eurotiomycetes; Eurotiales; Aspergillaceae. The transcript has a single exon. The coding region runs from base 1 to 981 and encodes 326 amino acids. Gene Ontology annotation, molecular function: protein binding.